Messenger RNA from Scheffersomyces coipomensis, 1182 nucleotides. RefSeq lists its product as uncharacterized. Bases 1 to 1182 code for a protein of 393 amino acids. NCBI's taxonomy places the organism in Eukaryota, Fungi, Ascomycota, Pichiomycetes, Serinales, Debaryomycetaceae. The transcript has a single exon. The record is from RefSeq and is a predicted model, not a curated record.
AUGAAGUUCUCAAUUAAGAGUUUAAUCGCUACCGCUGCCGUCUUAUCUAAAGCCAUCGCUAUUGAUGUUGCUUGUUUAGUUAAUGGUGUUGAAGUUGCUAUCGUUGACUUAGACACUGGUCUUUGUCCAUUCACCAUCCCAUCUAACUUACCAGCUUUCUUCAACUUUGUUUCUCCAGAAGAUUACAAUAUUGAAUUCUAUUACUCUAUUGCUCAAAAUACCAGAUUUUUCACUGAUAUUGUUAACGCCGGUAGAGUUAUUAGCAUUCCAGCUAUUGAUUUAUUCGGUUUACCAGGUGCUCCAUUAUACCAAGUUCACGUUGAAGCUACUCCAGCUGUCAACUCUACUGCUGCUAUCAGAAAGAGAUUAUUCAAAGAUGAAACUGAUUUAGUUAAGAGAGAUGCUGCUUCUGAUUUUGCUGCUUCUUUAGAAUCAGUUGAUGGUACUUUAGUCAGUGGUUCAGCUUUCUCAGUUGUUGCUCUUUCUUCAUCAUCAUCUGCUCCAGCUUCUUCUGCUCCAUCUACUAUGCCAGUUUCUUCCGGUGUUGAAACCUUACCAGGUACCGUUACCACCACUUUAGAAUCUACCACUAUUAUUACCAUCACUUCUUGUUCUGACAACAAAUGUGAAGCCACCACCGUUCCAGCUACCCCAGCUGUUACCACCGAAACCAUCAACGGUGAAGUUACUGUUUACACUACCUAUUGUCCACUUACUGCUGAAGAAGGUACUGAAACUGAAACUCUUGAAUCUACCACUAUCAUUACUAUUACUUCAUGUAAGAACAAUGCUUGUCACGAAACCACUGUUCCAGCUACCCCAGGUUUAACUACUGAAACUAUUAACGGUGAAGUUACUGUUUACACUACUUACUGUCCAAUCACUGCUGAAGAAGCCACUGAAACUACCCCAGCCACUGCUGCUACUGCUGCUACCCCAGCUGCUCCAGCUGGUGAAGAAACCACUACCACCGAAACUGCUACCGUUGCUCCAGGUGCUACUGGAACUGAAGCUGCUCCAGCUGCCGAAGGUACCACCGCUGCUCCAGCUGCUGAAGGUACUACCCCAGCCACUGUUGCUGCUGAAUCUACUGGUGCCAUUUCUACUUACGAAGCUGGUGCCUCUAACUUCGGUGCUUCUUUAUUAGCUUUAGCUUUAAUUCCAUUAGCUUACUUAUUAUAA